Sodiomyces alkalinus F11 is the source of this 2827-nucleotide messenger RNA. RefSeq lists its product as hypothetical. Lineage: Eukaryota; Fungi; Ascomycota; Sordariomycetes; Glomerellales; Plectosphaerellaceae. The coding region runs from base 96 to 2627 and encodes 843 amino acids. The record is from RefSeq and is a predicted model, not a curated record. The transcript is spliced from 2 exons. Gene Ontology annotation, cellular component: cell septum; cell periphery. Gene Ontology annotation, molecular function: chitin synthase activity.
UUCCGUUUCGAUCAAAGAUUCCUUCGCCAUGUUUCAUCUCGCAAUCGCUACCGAAUAAAGUUUGUAAUGCUAAAACUUGGAAAAAUAUAGCCAAAAUGGCCGACGACAUUACGGCCGAGUGGCCGGUAAAAGACAUUGUAUAUACUUCCAUCGUCGGCCUCAUCAUGGUGGCAGCCUUGUUGGAAUGGUUUCUGUGGAUAGCUGCUUUUCUCUACUGUCUCUGGAAGGUCUUUGUCAAAGCGGAACACUGGACCAUCCGUGUCUUGUCGGUGGUGGUGGCCUUCUUCUUCACUGCUCUACGACUGAUAUUCCUCCCCAUCAUGGUCGUCACGCUGCCGCUGCCCAGCGCGGUGUCCAGGCACUGGCCGGCCGACAUGGUCCACUUCUUCCAGUGGUUCGCCUUCUGGACCUUCGCCGGGCUGCUCACGAUCCCCUGGCUGUUCUGCACCUACCAGCUGGUCACGCACCAGCUGGGGCGCACCAAGCGGAUCAAGCGGCUCCUCGACGAGGUGUCGGCGCCGAAAGUGGUCAUCGUCAUGCCGUGCUACAAGGAGGAGCCCGAGGUGCUCGCCGCGGCCGUCAACUCGGUGGUCGACUGCGACUAUCCGCCGUCGUGCAUCCACGUCUUCCUGUCGUUCGACGGCGGCGACGAAGACGACGAGCUCUACCGAAACACCAUCGAGAAGCUCGGGGUCCCGACGGCGCUCGACUCGUACCCCAGGAGUAUCGACGUCACGUACAAGGCCGCGCGCAUCACCGUCUCGCGGUUCCCGCACGGCGGCAAGCGGCACUGCCAGAAGCUGACGUUCAAGCUCAUCGACCGGGUGUACGAGGCCUACCUCCGGCGGAACGACAACCUCUUCAUUUUGUUCAUCGACUCGGACUGCAUCCUGGACCGGCACUGCCUGCAAAACUUCGUGUACGACAUGGAGCUCAGCCCGGGCAACCGGCGGGACAUGCUGGCGAUGACGGGGGUGAUCACGUCCACGACGAAAAAGCACAGCCUGCUCACGCUGCUGCAGGACAUGGAGUACAUCCACGGGCAGCUGUUCGAGCGGACGGUGGAGUCCGGGUGCGGGGCGGUGACGUGCCUGCCGGGGGCGCUGACGAUGCUGCGGUUCUCGGCGUUCCGGCGCAUGGCCAAGUACUACUUCGCCGACAAGGCGGAGCAGUGCGAGGACCUGUUCGACUUUGCCAAGUGCCACCUGGGCGAGGACCGGUGGCUGACGCACCUGUUCAUGAUCGGGGCGAAGAAGCGGUACCAGAUCCAGAUGUGCACGUCGGCCUUCUGCAAGACCGAGGCCGUGCAGACGGCGCGGUCGCUGGUCAAGCAGCGCCGCCGCUGGUUCCUCGGCUUCGUCACCAACGAGGCCUGCAUGCUGACCGACUGGCGCCUGUGGCGGCGCUACCCGCUGCUCGUGCUGGUGCGGUUCAUGCAGAACACGAUCCGCACCACCGCGCUGCUCUUCUUCAUCUUGCUGCUGGCCAUCAUGACCACGUCGAGCCGCGUCGACCGCCUGCCGGUCGGGUUCGUCGCCGUGUCGCUCGGGCUGAACUGGUCGCUGAUGCUCUACUUUGGCGCCAAGCUCAAGAGGUUCAAGGUCUGGCUCUACCCGCUCAUGUUCGUCCUCAACCCGCUCUUCAACUGGUUCUACAUGGUCUACGGCAUUUUCACGGCAGGACAAAGAACGUGGGGUGGGCCCCGGGCCGACGCGGCGGCGGCGGAUACGAACACCACGGCGCGGCAGGCUAUUGAGAAGGCGGAGGAGGCGGGCGAUGACUUGAACGUCGUGCCCGAGUCGUUCAUCCCGGCCGCCAUCGCACGGAGGGAGAGCAUCCGACAGGAGAAGGCCGCUGCUGGAGGGCGUGGUGGUGCUGCUUCCCCUUACGGGCGAGGUGAUGGUGGUCAUUAUUACGACAAUGAUGUUGAUGAUGUUGUUGAUGACGAUGAUGAUGAGGAUGAUGAUAAUUACGAGGAAGAAGAAGGGCUAGGUGGGCUCGGCAGAAGGGGAAGCGUGGUUCGACCCCCCGACGCGGUGGAUGGGCGGUUCGUGGCACGGUCCAGGACAAAGGGAGGCUGGUAUGCUCACCCGGACGAGUCGCCUCUCACCAGCGUCGCAGUUGACGACGUCGAUGACCAAGGGGACGUUGGUCCCCCCCGCCGGAGACUCGGGUCCGGAUCGGGAUCGGGAUCGGGAUCGGGAUGGCGGGGUAAGAGCAAGGUCGACCGGACCGAGUCGAAGCGCACGGUGGGCAGUUCGGGGAGCGUUUCGAGUCGGAUAGAGAGGUUCAUCAUGGGAGAGGAGGAUCGCAGGAAAUACGAACUAGCAACGCAACAACACCAACACCAACACCAAGAGCAACAGCAACAGCAACAGCAACAGCAACAGCAGCGGCAGCAGUUUCACCAGACGACCCGGGACCAGACGAUACCGCAUUGGGGACGUUGGCGAGCCGCCGGCAGUGCGAGAGACGGUGGGAGAGGCAGUGGGGGAGGCACUGGAAGUGGCGGCGGUGGUUCCAGACGGACGUCGGUCCCUCCACCGGGGAGAGUGUUCGAGUUCCACGACGCAGCCGAGUUGAGACGCGCCGGAUUUAGCGAUUCCCCAUUGUCGCGGAAGGAGUGACACUAUAUCUCCGAAUGGACUCCUUUUUUGGAGUGACUUGGUUUGUGCGAGGACCAAGGACGGAACCGAAGCACGGUCGAGUCAUCACGUGGGGGAAGGAGAGUCAUGGAAAAGGAAGAUGGGGUCACGAAGAAUGAAGUUGUCAAGUUUCACAAACGAAUAAUCUCGAAUAAUACCUACUCUGGUACCUACCAAAGUAC